This is a messenger RNA of Arachis ipaensis, 1760 nucleotides long. NCBI's taxonomy places the organism in Eukaryota, Viridiplantae, Streptophyta, Magnoliopsida, Fabales, Fabaceae. The record is from RefSeq and is a predicted model, not a curated record.
AAUCUUGAAGAACCAUCUCCACAGUGCUCACACUCUUCUCUUCGCUUCUCUUCUGUUCUCUUUUUUUGUCUUCUCCAUCUUCAAAACCAAACCGUUAUGGCCAGCGCGAGCAACGCGGUUGGGAGCUCGAACAACCACGAUCAUUUUCCCCUUAAACUUGAAGGAAGUUGCAGAGACAUUUUUCAAGCCUGGCUUCAUCCUGACACAAGAGUCUGAGUGAUUGGAAAUGAAUUUGGUUGUCCAAGAUAAGCAGAUCCUGGUGCACACUCACAAGCUUGUCAAUGCUAAUCUUGAGCUCUUGCUCUGGAUCAACUGAGCUCUCUGAUUUUUCCAGCAAGUGAAAUACACAGCAUGCCUCCACUAUGAUAUGAUCUGCGUAUACAGUAGGUGCAUCAUAUAAGUUUGCCACAUAGGUUUCAGUAACCAUCUUUUCAUUCUGUUGUCAUCACAAAUUUCCCUAAAUAAAUCUUUCACGUUUAGAUUAGUAUCCUUAAGAUACAUUGCUGCCCAUGCUUUCUUAUACUGCUCUCCUUGUAUUGUUUUUGGAUUAAACACACCAAGUGAAAACAUCUGUGCCUUGUGAUUGAUAAAGUGGUUCCUGCAUUAGUUCACCUUGCCGAAAUUACAACUCUUGGUGACCACAAAAAUCUUGGUGAUUUCAUUGUUGGUGUUCGUCAGGAUUGCAUCCAGUCACAGGGUCAGGAAGAAGCUCAAUUAGUGAUCGCACUAGUGAACAAAUUGAGGACCUAUUAAAUUCAAAGCAAAUGUUAAAAUGGAAAAAGAAUAUGUCCAAGGAAGAUCUACAUAUUAAGCAGGCUGUAGCUCUGGUGGUCAAGUUUGAAGGAAAUUCUCUGUUCUCAUCUGAAAAUAUUUCUGGAGCUGCAUCAAAAUACUCAGAAGCAUUGUCAUUGUGUCCAAUGAGAUUCAAGAAGGAGAGAGUUGUUCUAUAUAGUAAUCAAGCUCAAUGCCAUCUUUUGCUGCAGCAACCUUUGGCUGCCAUACGUGAUACCUUUGUCUUCUACUUUACUGCUCUUGCCGCUGAAGUUACUGUAGUCCCUUCGUCUCGAUUAAUGACUCUAAUUGGUCAGGCUUUGAAGUGGCAGCAGCAUCAAGGGUUAUUACCUCCUGGAACACAAUUUUAUUUGUUCCGUGGAACAGCUGCUAUGAAACAAGAUGUAGAUGACAUGUACCCGACAAAUCUCUCACACACAAUAAAGGCAUGGUUAAUAUAUAUGGCAAUAAUGCUUUCAAUCAAAUGAACCUGAUCUCUCACAGAGACAAAAUAAAGUUUCAGAUCAUGCUGAGCGAUUAGUCAAGAAAGAGAUGCGUGCUACUUGGUUAUUUUGAGAGGCAGCUAUUAAAUAUGGGGGUGUCCAUCGUGGGUUGUUCGAGCUCCCAGUUGUGUUGCUCGUGCUUGCUCGCGCUUGCUCGCGCUGGCCAUAACCGUCUGGCUUUGAAGAUGGAGAAGAUAAGAGAAGAGAACCGAAGAGAAGAGAAGAGUGUGAGCACUGUGGAGAUGAUUCUUCAAAAUUGGGGAAUUGAGGGACUAAAUUGAAUCAGAAAAAUUUUUCUGCCACGUCAGCAAGUCGUUUCUUUGCUAACGUGUCACGAAGGAGGCCAACUCAGUUUUUCAGUAGCGCAAGAUGGACGGAAUGUGCCGGAAGGACGACUCUGAAUCCCAAAGUACAACUUCAGGAAUAAAUAUAAGUAACUUUUAAAUUUAGGGACUAUUAUAAAGUUAGAGUGCAACUUCAAAAAUC